Messenger RNA from Cyclocybe aegerita, 3561 nucleotides. NCBI's taxonomy places the organism in Eukaryota, Fungi, Basidiomycota, Agaricomycetes, Agaricales, Hemipholiotaceae. The record is from the annotation of a GenBank genome assembly.
AUGGCCAAAGGGCGCAAGGCGCAGACCGCAUUGCCUGACUUUAUAGAGUUGUCGGACGACCGCAAGAAGGUUCGAUGCAGCAUAUGCAAAGCGCUGCGCGGACAAAAUAACGUUUGGAUCCAGAAAGAAAGUUUAAGUUCUCACUUGAAAUCCGACGUUCAUGCCCGUUCCGUCCACGCCAAGCAGGAUAGGGAUAAUAUUCGUUCCGCUGGGGAACGGUCUUUGCGAGAAGAAAGCGCCAUUGAGGAGAGGAUGGACUUUGCUACAUUAUCUUCAACAAUUGAACCAGCAGCAACGACAAAAGCACCCGUUUCUAAACCAAGUGCGGAAGAACAAGAAAUGUGGGACGACGGAGCAUUUUCCAACGAUAUCUUCAGCGCAGGAAUCGACCAUACAGCCGCGGCAGCCGAAGAAAGGAAACGCCUGGAGAAAGAAGCCACUGAUUUUGAUCUCUGGCGCAGUGCCGAUUUCCUUCCUGAAGAAGACCCAAAUGAUGGUGAACUACUGCUCGACCAACUCGAACAGGAAGAUGUAUUAACUGAGUUGCUACGGAAUACAUACGUGAAUAUUCCGGAAGGGGCUGACAUACUUGACAAAGAGGCGCAAGAUCGUGCAAGUCAGCCUAAGACGUCUGAAGCUUGGUCGCCAUACACAUCAAAGACGAUGUUUCUCCUUGAUACUCUUGACAACCUUCCCAGAAUGCGACUUUCAAACUCACUUAUGAACGCGUUUCUCUGGGUACUCCGCGAAGCAGGGGCUCGAGAUGUCCCCUCUUUAUACCACCUUCGUCAGGUGCAGACCUCUCUCCGGAAGUCAUCGGGGGUGCCAACUGUACAGCACAAGUCCCCUAAAGGAAACAUUUAUUCCAUGAACGAUCCACGUACUUUGGUGGCUAUGGACUGGGCCAAUCCCUUAGUAUGCGAUCAUAUCCGUCGUUAUCCGGUAAUUCCCCCAGACGGCGUUAUUUCUGAGGUUUAUCACGCUCAGAAAUGGCGGAAGGAUGUGGAUCGACAUACGUUAAGCCCUAUGUACGACGCUGGUGACCGCCACUACUACAUUGAUGAACUUGCCCGCCUCAAAAAUGGCAAUUUUAUUAUUCCAGUACGAUGGCUGGAGGAUAAUGAAGGGAACGUCUUUGCGGAUGCUUACGCCGUCACUUUUAAUGACCAAUUUGUAGCCAAUGUCGUUGACAGCGACAUGAUUUUAGUAAAGUCAUCGGAUUUGCAGGACAAUAUUCUAGACUUGACGGAUUGGGGUCUGCUUCCUACCUGGAACCGUCAAAGUAUCGAAUCCGGAUAUCCAGCACAUAUGCCUAACCCUGACCGUGCGCUGGCAGAAGGAGAUCCCCUAUACACCAGCUGGAUAGACGUCUUUGGCGACGACGUGUCUGGAAACAGAUCAAAGAGCUGGAAUAAACACUGGAACACCUACAUCAGUCAUCGAAACCUACCCCGAAAACUUCUUCAACAGGAAUUCCAUGUACAUUUCAUCUCAACGUCACCAGUUGCUAGUAUUUCUGAGCAGUUCCAUGGGAUUAAGCAGGUUAUUGAGGCAACGCAUAAGAAGCCGGUGAAGGUUCGUCAUGGCACAUCAGGAAUGCAAGUGCGGUUCAAGAUCUAUGCGAACUCCGGCCCAGGAGAUAACCCAGCUCAGAGCGAAGCCUGCGGCCACAUUGGUGGAAAUGGAAACCACCCGUGCAGGAAAUGCCUCGUUGGCGGGACGCAACAAGAUAAAGAAACCGAUAUUGGGUUUCAUAGCCUCUUUGAGGCCGGCGUCGCUCGUUCUGCAGAAGGGAUCCUCUUGGAUGUCAAGUCCCAGGUUGAACUGGCCUGUCUGGGUAUUGCCCAGAAUGUACAGAAUCAGCAGACUAAGAAUGGGGUUAAGGACGCUUACACCCAAUUCUGGAUUGACGACCUUAUAGCUCGGGCGCGAAUAUUGCGCAAGAACCACCCUGAACGGACCGCGCUUGAAAUCCAGGCGGAACUACUGACCUGGGUACACGAGCACAAAAGGUUUGAUCCAGCUAUCGAUACUCCUGUGGAAAUUCUUCACACCAUUCUUCUGGGCGUCGUCAAAUACUUGUGGCAUGGCUCACAUACUCCAUGGACAGCUAGUCAAAAACAGAUCUAUUCUGUUCGGUUGCAAUCUACUGAACGAUCUGGGCUUUCCAUCCAUGCCAUUCGCGCUAAUUACAUCAUGCAAUAUGCCAACUCACUAAUCGGACGGCAGUUUAAAACGAUCGCACAGGUCAAUGUCUUUCAUGUCUAUGAUCUUGUAGAUGCCACUCGGUUCCUUCUUACAAAAGCAGUUGGAGAACUUGCGGCUCUCCUGUGGAUACCAGAAAUACGAAAUAUGGAAGAAUAUCUCUCUGACAUCGAAGUCGCCGCUGCAAAUGUCCUCGACUUAUUCGCUAUGAUUGACCCAUCAAAAAUGACGUCUAAAAUCAAACUCCACCUUCUUGUGCACUUGAAAGAAGAUAUCCUUCGUUUUGGACCACUUGUUGGGGUUGCAAUGGAGGUGUUUGAGCAUUUCAAUGCUAUCUUUAGAUUCUGCUCUAUCUUUUCCAACCAUCUAGCUCCAAGUCGAGAUAUAGCCUUACAAUUGGCUGGACAGGAAACAUUGAAACAUCGCCUCACAGGCGGUUGGUGGCCAACCGUGGAUGGGGAAUGGGAGCGACCAGGGCCCUCCGUCCGUCACUUCAUUCACACUCACCCGACUCUCCAAGCUCUGGUGGGUUGGACCAGUGCAGAACCCCUUGUCAACGGUUCAUUCAGACUGGAACCGCUCAAACGAGGCACAAGUCAGAAGGCAGAGAGCCGAAAGUACAUCCCUUGGUUCCAGACACAAGGUGCUAAGGCACUUAACUGCGUUUCAGAAGAUGCCAAUUCGCAAUGGACACCCUGCCGAUUCGCUAUUGCACGUUCCGAGGACAAGUGCGUCGUAGGAUCGUGGAUCUUUGCAAAAUCACCGUUACCUCCCAGCGAACUCAUUACAGGGCGCAUUGUCGAAAUUUUAGCAAACACCACAAGCGACCGCACCGUCGUCAUACUGGACGUUUUCCAAGUCCUUUCUACUCGACAUCAGAUCUUUGGAAUGCCAAUGCUGGCUCGACGCCAGGAAGAAACAACCUAUGUGGUCAUUCCAUCGACUGGCAUAGAUUUUCUCUACAAUGUACAGCACGAUUGUCCUCUUUCAAAAUGCACUGCAUCGGGCAAGCGGCCAUUAAUGCAGGAGCGCAUCGAAUCCGGUCUGAUCCAGACCUAUAUUGAACACAGACCCAUUGAACGCUUUGUCAUUAACACACAUGCAUUCCACAAUGCGCACCUCCUUCGGGCAACCUUACCGCGUUCUCUCGUUGCUCCUAUCCCGCUUCAUGCAAACCGGCGGGCAAAACAUUUCGAAAUCGCAGGAGGCCUUCGAGUCACGCAAAAUGCCAAGCGAACAGCUCGUGCUACGCAGAAGAAGAAUGAGGCGAUAAAUCCUGCAGACAAUACGGGGUCAGGGCCCAACAAGCGAAAGAGAUUGGAAACGGAGAACUUGGAUGGGGCUGUAAUGGUUUGA